CAGCCUAUCAAAGAGCUUCUAACAGUAUCUUAAUAAGUAGAAAUACAAUAUGACAGAAUAUGAACAUUAUAUGAAUUUUUAUUUCAAUUUAUUCAAAUGAUGUAGCAAUAUUGUGUGAAGGGUAUGCUUUAUUUGGUUUUUUGAGAUUUUAUGGCAGCCUUACUGUACUUUGGGUAUAUUUUAAAUGUUUAACUUAGUCUGCAUUUGUUGAAUCACUUUAAAAAUGAGUUGAUACCAUAAUUUAACAUCAACAUUCCUGCUGUCAUCUCUCAAACAAUGAAUUGCCCUACAAUCGUUUGCAAACCUCUUCUUUGCAUGUCAUUUAUGUAUGGACAAUGUUUAUCUUAAGACUAAUUUUCCAGUGGUUUGCAGGUAUCACAAACUUAAUUUUAAUGUAAAAGUUUAAGUGAAAAAAAACUUGAUCAAACAUGUCUUCAUCAUGCUAAUCAAUUUUUGUAAGAAAUAAUAAUUAAAAAUAAUCAGUCCAUGUGCAAGCUGCAUUAUGUGAGUGAGGACCUACAGUCCAGAUAAUCUUUUCAGAUAGCAAAUUACCAGCAUUUCAACAACUUUCAUAGGUACUGCCGCUAAAUUUGGAAAUUCAGUGAAUAAAUCUGCAAUCCAAUGUAGCAUUUAGGUCAGCUGAAGUUUGGACAAUUAAUAUAGUAUCACAAUACAGAUUGUUACCCAUGACUUACCAACAAAUCACCAACAGAUUACUGACUGUCUGCCAGAUUACUAUCUGUCAGCUGAUAGUUGGCUAACAGGUGUGCUUAUAACUGUUGUCUGGCAGUGGGGUGUCAGUAGGCUGACUUUGGAUGGACAGGUGUUUUUCCACAGAGUACUUCACAAUUACCAAGUAAAGAAAGAAGAAAGCAACUCAACCCAUACCCUUCCAAAAAAUUAAUCUUGCAUUAAUAGCAAUUGCCUAUGUUUUUGUUUGGUAUGCAAGAGAAAUAGAGGGAAAAUGCAUGUUAAGUACAUGUUUAGGAUGAAAGUAAUGUGACAUUAUGUUUUUUUUCUUAUUUGUAUGUUUUAGGACAUUGAAAAGUCAAGGAAAUCAUAGCAUUAGGGUUGUAGUGCAGUAUUUUGAUUUGACCACAGCUAUUAGACUCACAGCUAUACAAUAAUGUACUCCUAUGACUAUGCAUUUCUGAGAAGCAAUCCACAUGUAGAGGCAAUGUGCACUUGUAUACAAGCUUUAGAGAAUGGUGACUUUCAGCUGCUUGCUAAAAUUGAUAACAUUCUGCUGAACAAGAAAAAGUAUAUUGAUCUGUGGUUGCAGGGAAGUGUGAACUUUAACACUGGUUUACUUCAGUCCUCUAUCAUAGACAAAGACAUCCAGGGAAAAGAUGUUGAAGAGCUUCCUUCAUCAAACAGCUCAGGUUGCAGUAGUGAAAAGGACUUCUGUCAAAAUGUCUCAUUGUAUAAUUCUCCAGAGGAGAGUAACAUUGAAAUAACUGAUGAAUCAGUUCACCCUUCAGUUGGUUUGCAGGAAAACCAGCAAUAUUGCCCUGGGUCUGGCCAUAACUGUUCAUAUUUACCGACAAACAUAAAUGAUCAAACUCUUGAGCAUCAAUGUUUAAGAAGUGGAUCCCAUACAGAGCAGAUAGUAAGAGAAAAUGUCAAAGUAAAUUGGUCUUCACAAACUUCUACAACUUUUGGACCCUUGAAAACAAGGGAUAGUGUAAGAGCAACUUUAGCUUAUGCAGCACUGUCUGCUGUAAUGGAAAGUGAUGAGGGUAUUCCUUACACUGCAAUGUGGUUGGAUGCUACUGAUGACAAAAAAUCAUGCAAAGUCAGAAGAGCAAGCACUGGUAGUCUUAACAAAUUUUUUUUGCACUCUCAAAGUGACAAAUUAAUAAACAAUGGGAUGUUAGAAGCAGCCAACCUUGAAACUAACUCAGCAGGAUCAUGUGGCAAAAAUGUUAACAGCUCUACUGAGUCUGUUACAGAAUAUCAAACUAGGAAAGCUAUUGGACACAAUAGGUCAAAGUCAGAUCAGCUUGGUGUGACACAAAUUCAGAAGCAUGAGUUCAUUAAUGAUCUGGCUCUAAGUGGUGGAAACAAGGAGAAUUCCUGCAGUGAUCUUAACAGAUUGUCAUCUUCACUUCCUGCUACAUCAGAAUCUCUGUACUGCAUUGACCCAUACAUGGAUGAUCCUUAUCAAGAAAAAUCACUGGCAACACUUCUAGCAUCACAGGAUUUUAGUUCUUGUGAAUUAGACAAGGAGAAUGCCCAUUUUAGUAUAUCUGAAGCACUGAUUGCAGCAAUUGAACAGAUGAAGUGUGAUGCUGUCAAUGCAUCAGAGGAGGAGGAGGAGGAGGAGGAGGAGGAUGAAGAAAUCCUUUACUUGAAGAAAGAACUUGAGAGAAAGAGGUGGGAGAAAAGGCAAAGAAAAAAUUUGCAAGAACAGGCUGCCUUUAGUGAUGAAGCCACCCAAUCUACAGCCUCUGAACCCAGCAUGCAGACAAACUCUUCAAGGUCUGUAUUUGACAGUGAAGAUGAGCUCAGUACUGAGUGGGAAGAACUAAGUCCAACAGAUGAACAAUUACAGGAAAACAAUGAAUUCCGUACAUCCAAUGCUACACCCUCUUAUCCUAGCUCUGUGACAGACACUGUAUUAGACUCAGUGCAUAAUCCAAAUUCCAAGCUGCACUAUACCCAGUUGUCUGCUGAAGCAGUAGCCAAAAGCUUGUUGCAGAAGUUUGCCAACCAAAAACACCCAGCAGCAUGGGAACUGCAAUGGUUAGUAUCAUUUCAAGAUGCUCCUCAGUCCUUGCUUCCUCUACCAGAUACUGUGGCUGUGGCACCAGAUGAUAUCCUUCAAGUUGAGGCACUAGAGAAUAAACUAAUGUCCAGACAAAACUCAUUGCCAAGCCGUAUUCGGGGAAACUCAGAAUGGGCCCCUCCACGAGCACAGAUUAUUUUUCAUACUCAUAAACCACCUAGGAGAAAAGAAUGUAUGAGACAGCAAAACUUCAGAUGUGCUGGUUGUGGUAUGGCAGUCUCUCCAGAUUACAUGAGGCGAUUUCGGUACUGCCACUACCUGGGAAAAUAUUUUUGUAGUACUUGUCAUAACAAUGUAUUGGAAGUGAUCCCUGCUAGAGUCUUAAGAAAAUGGGACUUCGCCAAAUAUGAGGUGUCUAAUUUUGCACGUGACUUACUGCACAGGAUAUGCUUUGAUCCUUUGUUUAAUCUGAUGGAUCUCAAUCCCUCAUUAUACAAGCGUAUUCGAGUUCUAGAACGAUUGAAGGAUGUUCGUAGACGACUUCACUUUUUCAAGUCCUUUAUUCAAACAUGCCGUAAAGCUGAAGAAUUAGCUGAAGAGUUCAACAAGAUUCCAGAUCAUAUUUGUGGAGAGCCUCAUGUUUAUUCCCUACACGACCUUUUGCAGGUGCAUGAUGGGGACUUGCACCAAUUUUUGAAUAAGUUAGCAGUAGAAUCUCUUAAUCACAUCAAUCAUUGUCAGCUGUGUCUUGCCAAAGGAUUUAUCUGUGAAUAUUGCAAGGAUGGGAAAGAUGUCAUAUUUCCUUUUAUGCUGAACAGAGUUGUGCAAUGUUUAGGCUGUCGGGCAUCAUUUCACAAGGAAUGUUUUGUUGAAGGCAAAUGCCCAAAAUGUGAAAGAAUACGUGUAAGGAAACAAGUGUUAUCUGAAGCUGUCUCUCCAGAGGAAGAACAGAUCUUAGAAUAUUAGCCUUACAGAUUUGUCUAGUCUGUAGAUAGUUGAGAUCAGUGUCAAAUCAAAAAUGAUAAUAUACAAAUUCAGUAAGGGCUAAAACCCCUUGAGGA
Messenger RNA from Pocillopora damicornis (cauliflower coral), 3789 nucleotides. RefSeq names its product run domain Beclin-1-interacting and cysteine-rich domain-containing protein. Gene Ontology annotation, cellular component: intracellular membrane-bounded organelle. The record is from RefSeq and is a predicted model, not a curated record. Lineage: Eukaryota; Metazoa; Cnidaria; Anthozoa; Scleractinia; Pocilloporidae. Gene Ontology annotation, molecular function: phosphatidylinositol phosphate binding.